This is a messenger RNA of Mycena citricolor, 9785 nucleotides long. Lineage: Eukaryota; Fungi; Basidiomycota; Agaricomycetes; Agaricales; Mycenaceae. The record is from the annotation of a GenBank genome assembly.
GACAGACUCAGACUCGGACCUGCUCAUGGGCGGGUCUUGAAUUUUGACGGAGAAAGCUGUGCUCGUCACGCAGCGAGAUCGGACUGGCUGCGGCUCAUUAGUCGUAUCCUCUUCGAAGCGCCUGUAUAACCUGUUGAAGAGCUGCCCCAGGCUUGCAUUGAUGGCAUAGCGAGACAGCGCGACACGGCUCACAACCGCGGGCGGCGGCACUGAGGCAUACGCACUCAGCGACGGGUUUAUUGCACAACGCUUCUGAACGCAAAUCCAAUCUCCCUCGCCGUUGAACGUGCGGACAGUGUAGGACAAGUGAUCCCGCAUCGUUCCCCUGGUCGAAUAUCCAGUUGUGUUCCUACCUUGCUCAGCGCUGGCGCUGUGGUUGUUGUGGAACUUCUUGCUCGCUAAAUGCGCUCACAGACAAGACCACUUUGACUCAACUUCUUCCGACUCGCUACGACACGAGAGACAAAUGCAGCUGGACGGAUCUUUGAUUGCGCGUCAUCUCAAAUCUGCUACCGCAUGCCAAGUCCGUUUAUGCGUGCUUUGGCCUCAUCAACUGGUGUACCUCCUCCUCACCAUCUGAUCAGGGCUGUCCUGUUUCUCGUCGCCUUUCCUUUGCAGUGCUUGCAAGACUCCUACGCGGCCCUUGUAUUCUCAUCAUGACUGUGUCGCCCUGAACGGAUGCCGCAAAGCCUGUCGAUUGUGUAAAUGCAUAGUUGGAUCUCAUCUCCACGAAACUUGCACAUGAUAUCUGCCACAGCCUGCAGUGUUCCGAUAUUUAUCGCCUUACUCUUUAGGCUUUUCCGCCCUCCCGAUGACCGAAUUCUCAUGCAUUUACAUCUGAUCAGAUAUCUGACCAGUGGUUCAGACGAAAUCAGUCGAAAGCUCGCGCAGCAGAGACAUCAGGUUUUGGGAAUUGGCAUUCUGCUUACAACCACACCGAAAGUCGAAUGACGCUGCAGGGCACAACUUCAUCUGAAAACGCGGCCAUUAUGUAGAGGAAAGCACGGAGAAACAUCUCAAAAUGUCAAUGAUCUGGGCCUUUUUGUAACAUAUUCGAGGAUCCUCGUCAACUUUGGGAGAAUGCAUCGAGAAGCGGGCCUCAAUGUUUAUGGACACUCACUGCAAAACCGUGCUCUUCUGUCCAGAAACGGAGAUCUCCCGCUUGCAACUUGAAGGUGCCACCAGUCAAUUUCAGCGGAAUGUGAUGGCAGCUGCCAGAAUCUGUCAGAGUCGUGAAAUGACCGCACUUUAUCAUGGCCGCGUAUCGGCCGAAAGCCCGAACCAUCGGCUUCCCAGGCGCUAACCCUGAACUUGUAUUAUCUUUGCCUACUUUUCACGUCGCCCACCCCGUUUCAGUCGCCUCGGAGUUCAGCUAUGAGAGGAUCGGGUAGAAUUCCACCUCAUAGGUGCUUCUGAGCCACUUCGACCGAUAUCGACAACCUCUACGAUUUGCGAUUGCAAGCAUCUGCGGACGCCUUGGUGUCAUCAACACGAAGCCGCAAGCGAUAGCCGUCCGGCCGACGAUACAGCUAUCAUCCAGAGUUGGAGGAGCAAUUUCGGUGGCUCAGGCAGGAGCUCAAGCGCGGGCGCCUUGCAGGCGCUCCCAUCAGAUGUAGCGGGAGACAGGCAUCCAGCCUCGUGGCCUGACGCAUUCUACAUCGCACCCGCACCAUGCCUCCCCCCGAAUCCCGGUUUCGUGCCUUUCUUUCACGUCUCCGGGCGUUUCUGGUCAACAAUCGCUUCAUCAGCGGGGCCAGGCGGUCUCUGUUCUUGUUUUUCGCGUUCAUCUUCGCCCGGAGAUCCAAGUCCAAACCUAAAGCAGAAAACAGCCCAGAGCACACCCAGGAUCAUAUUCGUUACGUAUUGCCAGUCGACGUGGGAGGGGGAGGAUAUGCGUUGAACGAUGUCCAUCCAUCCGAGGUUGUCUUGCCCAGCACACUUCCGACUUUUUUCCCGGCCCCUCGGACUUCCGGCCGAAAUCCAUCUCCAAGUCGUCUUUCUGUGCAGGCUUCACUCCGUCCGUCUCGACCGUCGAGUGUCCAUUCGUCCCGCGUAUCUUUGCCCAUGGUGGAACUUGGCCAACAGGCGUACAGUCUGGUAGACCCGUCUAAUCAGCACCACCAUCUAGUUCGGCGCUCUGCCUCGCGUCCCUCUAUUUCAUCCUCCAGAGAGUCUGUCGACCGUCUCUCUGUAUAUCCGAGUCGCGGAGCCUCCCCCUCCGAUAUGAUGCCGAGCCGCGGUCCUUCUCCUCCUGCUGAAUUCCCGGACGUUGUACUGUCUAUCCCAUCGCCCGACGGAUCACCUCCAGAACACUCCCUCGGCGGCGGCCUCGAGCCCAUGCCGCUUCCCCAGGAACUCUGCGAUGACACACUGUUGCCCGUCGUCCCUGAAUGUUCUGGAAGAUACAACGUGAAUGAUAUUGCCGUUGACGAACCCACUGUCUUCCCGAUCUCGCGAUGCACCUUCGCUCUCGUCGAAAAUCCUGCGCCAGACGGAUGGAUCAGACACCAGCAUCCCGAAGGAGCACCCUAUUUCUACCACAAAGAAAAGAGAGUCUACACUGAUGCCAAUCUGUACGAUGGCGAACGACUAGAGUAUAUCAACAACAAGAUCAAAACAAUCGAAAAUUGGCAUCAAAUUAACAAUCUCCAGUGGGCCAGCGAUGUAGAACUCGUGCUGGACGACGGACAAUACCCAAUCUGCCGUUACUAUUUUGUCAAUCACCGGGAUCGCAGUGUGUUCUGGUUGGACGAUGUGACCUCGGAUCUAUUUCCCGUCAUGAGCGAAGUCAGAGGCGUCACUUCCGCAUCCCAUUUCCGGCAUGAACUCGAAAGCCAGUACUGGUAUCACUGUAUUCUAUAUCCAACUUCUCUGCAUGUCACAUUGCCCCUGAUCAGCGAGAUCCACGAUAUCGUCGCACAUGCCUUGUCCGACAUUUUGACAUCUCCGACUUCAAUCGUCUCUUGGAGCGAGCAAGAGCUGGAUCGAAUGCUCACAAUGAUUGACGGAGUGAAAGGGAAUUUGAUUGCCGAGGAAGCAUUGCUGAGCGGUUCGGUAUCUCUUCUCAGUCGAAUAUUCCAGGUUCUAGUUCGCAGCCGGGUCUACAAUUUCCACGGAGAAAGCUGCGCUCGUCUCGAUGCGACGCAAUCGGUCUAUGGGAUUCCUGCGCCAUCAGCGUAUCUCAUCCAAUACACCAGCUUCAUCUUCUUUGGAGCUCCCAGAUACCAUCACGAAAAGCUGAACAAGGCCUAUAUUGACGGCAUUGCCCGCAAACGCGGUUCGACAGAACUUCUCCGGCAACUCAUGACCGAGUGGAAUCAAGUGACCACCUUUGCGACUAUUCUUUUGAACGCGAAUGUGGCUUUUCUGGCGAUUCAAAGUGUCGACAAUAAUGGGAUCACGCUGGUCGAUCGCUCUCCUGCUCAAUUAUCCAGCUACGGCUCGACUUUGAUGAGCAUCGGCGCUGUCAUCGUUUCGCAGUUGCUUUCGAGGCAGAAUCGAAACCGUGACCAAGCUACUGCCUCUGAACUGGCCAGGUAUAUGGGCAAUCGAACGAAACAAAUGAAACAUUUCGAGCUGCUUGCUCUCUUGUACGCGCUGCCGUAUGCAAUGUCGCUCUGGGCAACCAUAUUCUUCCUUGCCGCCUUCUCUUUCUUGUGUUACGAACGGUCGGGUCUCGUCACUCGGACUCUUGUCACCAUUAUAUGGGCUGCGAUUGCUUUGAUCACGUUGUGGUCAAUCCUCAAUGCCUGGGAUGGCUCGUUCCAGGACCUGUUCGGACCACUGUUUGCGCCAUCAGACGAGGCAGAAGCUGGUGAGACUGGGGAGCCAGAAGCGGCCGCCGAGGAUACCCGAUCAGAGACCGGGUCGCCGUCCAAAGGCAAGCGCUCGCCGUGGCCAUCGCCUAAAUUGCCCAGGUUCAUGAGUCGGAGGAGAGGGACAGACUCGACGGAUGUCACGCUCACGAACCCUUGACCCAUGUAUUACCAUCUAACCCCACUGUAUGUUUAGAGCCCAUUGUUUUCCUGUACUGUGUAUGUACCCUUCUAUAUAAAGACGACAGGCGUUGACCUGCUUGCAUGUCAACUUAGGCAGGUGCGUUCGGUGAUUUGUCUCCGUUAGUCGAUGACAGAAACGAUCGCCGAUCGUGGAGACUGGGGUGUGGAGUCUGCAUCUGUCUGCAUCCACUUGUAUUCGAUUUCAAUCUUCGACAGACACUAGGCGGAGGUAAACUAACUAGCUUGAGAAUCACUCCCAGUGCCAAAACUCCUGGUGAGCGUGUAUUUUAGAGAGAGAGGCAAAAGUAUCGAUAGUCAAAGCCAAAGUGAAAGAGCGGGUAGAUAGAUACACACGGGGAGCCAUUCAAUUAUCAUGCCGUCAAAGCCGUUGUACAAGUUCGCGAAGCAAAGAAUCAUGGGUGCUGCGGCCCGCCAGCUGAGGGUGUUCGAAGCAUCAUCGCAGGCGGUGCCGGAUUGCUCAGCAUCUGAGCUGAUGGAGCUGCAGAAAGCAUGACAGCUGGAGGAGACAAUACGACAGACUGAGAGGAGAGGGAGCCCGUAGGCGGAGUCGAAUGUGACGAAGAGCGUGAACUGGCCGUAUAAGACGGUCCAAGAAUACGUCGGCGACCCUGCAGAAGGUGAGUAACCUGCUGGGAGUAAAGCAAUUGACACACAUUGAUCAUCCAGUUCGAGACUUGGCUCAUACUCAAGCCCGUGGCAUGGCACAUCUGCUUUUUCUCAAUCUCACUCGGGUACGGAUGCGCUGAGUGACUGUGAAGCCACGCCUUGAGAAAGUCGGUCGUUUCCUUGGGUAGCCGCCCGCGCUUGCGACUAGACAUGCCUUGUGGCGUUCUUGGGCGUGAAUCUUCGUUGGGCAGCGAAGCGACAACCGGGGGGUAUCGGUCUGGCACUGACGCGGCGAUCUGGGGCGUAGGGGCAGCGGGGGGAGGGGGAGCACCUUGCGAAGGAGGCCAGUCCUGCCGUUCACCGUACCCCGGCAUCCUCGGCACUUGGCCCUGCGGACCGUCACGGUAAGGCUCAGUGAGCAAGGCCUGGAUGGAGGGAAGGCGGACACUGGAAUGUGCCUCCAUGUCCGGGUGCGGGGGGUGUGCAGGAUAUGGGCCUGGAUGGUAAUGAGGAUGAGGGUGGGCUCCGGGAUGAGACUGAGCAGCGGGAUGAGGUUGAGUCCCAGGGUGCCAGAGAUGCGGCGGCGGAGGUGGGUGAGGAUGCUCGCCGUGGUAUAUCGGACCCUGGGGCGCGUCAUGGCCCCUGUACGCCCAUGGUUGCGGCGGAUAAUGCAUAUAAUGUUCGUGACCCAUCGGAGCAUAUGGAUAAGGAGGUGCAACACCAUGAGGAGGUCCUGGAGCGUGAGGCAAAGGGGAAUGGGAAACGGGGGAGGCUGAGACGGGUGAAUGCGACGAGGACGAUGUUCGGCGACUCGGCACUGCGGGGGGUCCGGGGACUGACUGAUCUUGCUCGCAAGAAGUGGAGCCGUUGGAUUUUACGGGUUUGAUUUUGAGAACAUCGUCCGUGGGACUGGUUGUAGGCGAGCCACUUUGCUCACAUGGUUCGCUUGCUGCGGCCGAUUUUCGAGGCGCCGCCGAUUGCGCCUCUGAGGUAUCCUCUUGUUUGGUUUGACUAGACUCGCCCUCGUCGUGAUUGGCUUUCUCGUCCGCGCGAAGCUCAGCCGGACUGCUACGCGUAGCUUUCACCAUUUAGGGCUUCUUUCAGGACACAGGGAGGACUGCGACGCGCAAGAUAUGAGCAUUCACGAGCCAUGGCAUGGCAGGAAUCCGUACCGAGAGUGAGAGAUAGCGUUCGAUGCAGUGUCGAGAGUUUAGGAUGCUGUACGUGGGGAAAGAGGAAUCAACGACACCAAUGCAAGAACCCUGUCAAUUUUAUCCCACGUGCUCUUGAAAAGUAAAUUCCCACCCUGUCCAGUGUCAAUUACGACUCCGAUGUCCAUGUCAGGCCUGUCAACUUUUCGUCCCUCUCAUCUGUGCUACCAGGGUUCUUCCCUCUUGUAAUUCAUCCGUGCCCUUCUGAGUAGGCAUCUCUGGCCACUCAAAGCUCAGCCCAGCACCGUCACAUGUGCUGAUUCGUACUCAGUGACACACACCAAAUCGGCGAGGAACAUGGGCCGGCGGUUUCAUCAGUCCAGUAUCAGCCAGUAUCCUGGUGCUCUGGGCAUCACAUGGCAAUUGUUUGACGGAUGGCAGAAAGCGCUGCUCAGCCGAUGGAUUGAAGGCUCCGCCUCGGUGUGAUCCCCAUGUUGCUACCUUUCAAAAGCCCACAAAAUCCGUCUAUCAGCGCAUGCUCGACCUUGUAGAUAAGCAGGCGGGAAAGUUCAGUUCAUCAGGGCCCGCCAACCGCAUUCAAUACCCAGUUGCAUCACCCUUGCCAACUCCCGUGCCUCUUUCAGGCUACCUCGUACACCGACGAGCCACAUCGGAUUUAAACAUGAAUGAACCACCUUGACCCCAGUAGCACAUGAGACUUUCAUUGUACGGCAUCAAAGAGCGGGACAGGUCGCAUCACGAUCAUGCGCCGCUUGAUCCGAUGCGAUGAAUCACGCCCAGUGAAAUAAUCACUUACUUCAUCCAUGAUGCCGAUUCCCUUUUCGUCCAUGCAUCACAUCCUGUCCUAACCAUUGGCACCCUGGGGCACAGCACUCACAGAGGCGCUACUGAACGGCAAGCAGUAUGGCUGCCUCGUAUCCCUCAGGCUCGGGACUCGACGAUGAGCUGAUCACCCAAUGGACCGGCUUUCUCCAAGAUUACGCCAAGGGCGAGGAUCGGCCGCGACCCCCAGCUUUACUGCCCCCUCAUGCGUCGGUGCACCCUCCAUCCGGAUCGAAUUUGUCGUUGCCUGCCUUCGACGUCCCGUUAUAUCCACCUGGGAAGAUCUCGAAGGAUACUGCACGCGUUAUAGCCGAGUUUUACUCCCAAUACGGAUUUUUGCCCCCUCCCCGAGCAGAGGAGGAGUGCCUCAGAAACCAGGUCAUCGAACUUUACAACCUGUUUCGCCCGGACCAAGUCGAGCACUUUCACCGCUGUUCUUCGCUCCUCCACGCGUUCUUCCCCAUCGCCCCUGUGGUCACCAUCAACCUCUUCCACAAUGACUUUCAGAUCGUGGUUAGCAAAGCUGGAGACUUCCCCUUGCGACAAGGGGAAAAUCUGUUGACUGAAAUCAGCAUCUGCGGACAUGUUAUCUUAAAGAAGGAUCGAAGUAUAAUUGAAAUGCUUGAAGUGAGCAAAGACUGGCGCUUCCUGGGGAACCCUUGGUGUACGGCUGAAUCGCUCCCUCUCAAGGGCUAUGUGGGCAUUCCACUCAGUCUGAACGUGGAUCCUUCCGAUCCGAACAACCAUCAAGUGGUUAACGUCGGAGUCUUGGCUCUACUAUCACAGACUCCGUUCCCGCCGCUGUUGGACUCUCAGCGAAAGGUUCUGUCAGAGUUGUCCGCCAUACUCUCCAUACAAUUGCGCUCGACGUGGGAAGUUUGGUCUCGGAACAAGGAGACCCAGUUACGAAACGCUGUCAGCACGCUCCUCGAGAAAGCUCUGGUGCAGGAGAAUACCGAUGUUGUGACCACACCUGGCGCUGCGAUGGCCGAGCCUCCCGUGCAAGGCUCCAUACGUUCUAUGACUCCUCAACCGAGCGUCGAAAAGGGCAAAUCUACGACAAAGACUAUCUUUUCGGAUGCAGCCGAGCAGCUUAGAACACUGUUGGAGGUGGAUUUUGCUGUCAUCAUCGACCUGACGGCCAUCCACGUGACCCAUACACGUUCUUCAUUCAAGUCCAGCCACAAAUGGGCCGCAGAUACUUCUGAAGCCCGUAUCCAAAAGCGCCUUGCGCAGCAGAUACUGGGUAGCAGCAUGUCUGCCAUGCCCAAUGCUCCCGAUUUACGAGAGAAUUUCUCAACUAUCAAGGCUAUGGAUGCUAUCAUCCAAUUUCUUGAGAAGUAUACGGAGUCCGAAAGGUCCAUCUUUUUGAACGGCGAGGGCUUUCCCAAGUCUGGAUUGGAAGGAUUGUUGGAAUGCCCGCCCUUACCCCUAGCAGGUCUAGCGGCUCCAGGCUUACCGCCAGCUGGUAGAGGAGCGCAUCACUCUGGAGGAGUGUCAGCCAUGGCACACAUUGCACUGCCACUCUUUAUGUCGCAGCGGCCAAACUUGCUGAUUGUCGUGGCAUCGUCGACGCCAUAUUUUGCAUUCACGUCGGCCAAUGUGACGUUCGUACGCAACAUCGGCUCUAUUCUCUGUGCCCGUCUCGGCCUGGAUGCCAUCGUUCAGGCCGAUGCCGCCAAGACAGCCUUCCACUUGGAUCUCAUUCGUGAUUCCUACAAAGCCGGCGAAAUCUCCGGCGUUCCCACGCUACUGAGUUCUGCGGAGCACUGUGGCACUGCACUGCGUGACAUCGUCGAUGACGUGCUCGACUACGGGAAGAUGGCAAUGACAUCUCCGGCAGCGGCGAGUCCCGAGACAAAACAGCAUCUUCACUCGCAAAUCGACUUGCUCUAUGUCACCGUGGAAACCACGAAAUCAUGCUAUCUCAGACGAUUGCUAGGUUUGAGAGCGAGAGGAGAGCUCGCGCCUAGCGAUAGGAAAGGACAGGUCAAACUAUUUGUGAAGCACGAGCUCAGAUCGAAUUGGCUCGUGAACAUGGAUGUACCUGGAUUUGUUCGAAUAUUGAACAACUUGAUCACGAACAGUCUGAAAUACACGUCAGAGGGAACCAUUACCGUAUCGCUCUCUCUUGAGCUAGAGCCGAACCUCAAGCCGUGCGCUAUCGUGCAAGUCCAGGAUACCGGCCUAGGGAUGGGCUCGGCAUUUCUAGACAGGAUGUUCGAACCCUUCACGCAGGCAGAUUCCUUUUCCCCCGGCGCAGGUCUCGUUGAGAAAGGUCUUCACAUCACCAAAGCUAUUGUGGAACGGAUGAACGGCAAGAUAUCUGUCCAUUCCCGCCCUGGGUCUGGCUCCACCUUCACUGUCACUUUACCAAUCGAGGAUCCCUCCUUCCACUCUGAAAACACGACAAAUAAGUUGGAAACCGUCGAGAUCUCGACAUCGCCGAAGAAUGACAGUCCCCCCUCGAUCCCCCCGCCGAUGCCAGCCAAGCCAGAAGCGAAUGUCGUCGACCCAUCAUCUCAUUUGACGAUCCUAGUCGUCGACGACAAUGCCAUCAGUAGAAAGCUGUUGGUGGCCAUGCUCAAGCGGAUGAAUGUCACGGCCCACCAAGCCGAGGACGGGUUAGUUGCAUUGGAGGUCUUCCAAGCCGUCAAGCCACACGUGGUCUGGACUGACAUUUCGAUGCCUCGAAUGGACGGUGUUACCGCUGCGAAGGAGAUGCGUAAGGUGGAACGGGCGCGAGGCUGGCCUCCUUGCUACAUCGUGGCUAUAACUGGCCUGGGACUGUCAGACGAACAAAUUCGACGCGAAGCACUGCACGGUCCCGCUGCAUUAGAUGCUUGGCUGAUCAAAGGACAAACGAACAUCAAGUCUUUGAAAGAUAGUUUAGACGUUGUCAGACAACGUAUGAGGGCUAAUCUCGGGGAAUCAUUGUAGUAUUCGGCGUUUACACACGAACACGCUUAUUUUGUAUCAUCUGAAUGUCUUAUCUCUAUUUCUCUGGGCUAUAGCUUGCAGUCUGUUGGAUUCUCUUAGUUUGAUCUCUUACAUGGCUGGCCAAGGCUUGGAUCUUGACAUCAUAUUCAGAACUUUGAUCAUCGACCUUCCGUUGUGCCAGUCGUCCACUUGCGCGAUUGGCAUUUCGUAACAAGAGGAGCUCUCU